Molecule: messenger RNA, 1551 nt
Organism: Penicillium chermesinum
Lineage: Eukaryota; Fungi; Ascomycota; Eurotiomycetes; Eurotiales; Aspergillaceae
Exons: 4
Coding region: 1-1551 (516 amino acids)
Source: RefSeq, a predicted model, not a curated record
AUGGAACCCUCAAGCGCUGUCGACUCCGUCGUCUCGAUACUCAAAGAGAGAGACAUCCAUGCUAAACGAGAGACAAUACAGUCUGCUUUAGACGAAUCCCCUGAAGGCCUGGAGAAUUUGGAAUGGGUGUCCAAGCAUCUCCGUCCGGAGACCCUUCUCUCCAAGGAGGAACUUACUCUGUACACUAAGCUCGAAAACUCCGGUGCUCUGCAACCCAUCCUUCGUGAACCGAGCCUUGCUGCAACACGACCCUUCUUAGAGGAAGACAUUCAGAGCGCGAUUAAGGCCCUCGAGGCAUCGACCGCGGCGAUACAAAAACAAUCCGCGACCCUAUCUCAGCAAUGCGAUUCUCUGCGGAAGCAAAUGCGUCGCCAGGAGAGCUUGGAUCAGGAUCGCACACGCGACAUCGCGAGGCUGCGAAAGAAGCACGAAUCCGGAAGACAAAACACGAGAAGCUCGGCGAACGAACUUUCGGAUCAACUCGAACUGGCCUUCAAAUAUGAGACGGAAAAAUUUGGGGUGGAGAAUAAGCGGAUUCUGUCGGGCCUAUCCACAUACUUGAAGCAAGAUGAUGCGACUCUCGCGAGCGUGGAGAACACUCUCUCGAAGAUCAAGUUUGAUGGGAACGACGCUUCGACCGUCAAGCGAGCCGCACAUUUGAGCACGAUCCUUGCAAACUGUACAGCCGAGGAAAUCCGAUAUCGCUUGGACCGGUUGUAUCUGGAGGCGCUUCAAAAUGGCGGACAGGACGGCGACCAACCGAUUGAAGAUGACGCCAUCAUCGCCUUGGAAGAGGAGCUUGAGUCGCUGUACCCGAAAUCGAGAUUCUCGCCGAAAUAUCCACGAAGCAACAGUUCUAUGAGCCCAUCUUACGCGGGAUCCACCAUGGACACAGCCAGCUUCGGGCAGAUUCGCAGCAGAAGCUGGAACGGGUGCAUACUUGACAUCUUGAUCGACAUGACACUGACCAAAGAAUCUCUGACCGCACAGCUAGCAGAGCGGGAGUCUUCCUGUGAAGUCUUAGAGAGACUGGGUAAUCUAUACCACGCGGAAACUACCCUGCCUCUAGUAUCACAGCCAUCGUCCCGACGGGAAUCACUGCGCAGACGCUCUGUGCAACCCGGGCUUCUUCUAACCUCCACACGGACGCCUUCUCUCCUACCCGAGCAACCGGCACUAGAGAACCUACUACGUCGGAUCGGGGUGUCACCCGAGUCGGUGCUUCGUCCCCGAGCAGAGGAUGGCGGUGCACCGCAGCUACACGAGAAGAGAAGUCAGAUGAGCGGGACCCUGCAGCAUAUGGAGGUUGCGGCAGAAUCGCCCCUGUUUGCGCAUCUCGCAGCAUCGGAUAACGCAUCCCAACUACUCUCGUCAUCCUUGCAUGCCGAUUCGCAGUAUGAGACUUCGCUGCAAGAUCCUGGUCAACAGGACGAGUUGGCGCGUUUGGAGGCGGAACUUGCCUCGCUGCAGAAAGGUCUCCAGGCGCUAAAUUUGGACGUGAUACACCAAAGAGACAAAGCCCAGGACAAGUUUUUGGAGCGGUGGCAAUAG